Trachemys scripta elegans is the source of this 4919-nucleotide messenger RNA. RefSeq names its product protein phosphatase, Mg2+/Mn2+ dependent 1E (gene PPM1E). The transcript is spliced from 7 exons. Gene Ontology annotation, molecular function: protein serine/threonine phosphatase activity; cation binding. Gene Ontology annotation, biological process: protein dephosphorylation; negative regulation of protein kinase activity. The record is from RefSeq and is a predicted model, not a curated record. Bases 77 to 2185 code for a protein of 702 amino acids. Lineage: Eukaryota; Metazoa; Chordata; Testudines; Emydidae.
CCGGCGGGCGGGCGAGCAGGGAGCUCUCUGCGGGCUCAGUGCUGAUCCGCCGGCAGGCAGCCGGGCAUGCGAAGCGAUGGCCGCUGGCGGCUCUGAGGAGAAGACCUACCGCCGCUUCCUGGAGCUCUUCCUGGGCGAGUUCCGAGGGCCCUUCGGGGCAGAGCCAGCCCCCUCGCCCCCCGCCGCCGGGGCAGAAGGGGAAGGGGCAGCCGCUGGGGAGGCGGAGGAGAGCGACGCCGCGGACCCCCAGCCCCCCACCCCUCCGCCACCGCUGCCGCCGCUGCCUCGGCCGCUCUCCGAGCACAUCAUCGAGGAGGAGGUGGAGGGAGAGUGCCUGGACCUCUGCCUGCAGCAGCUCUACAAGUAUAAUUGCCCUUCAUUUUUGGCUGCUGCUUUAGCCAGAGCAACAUCAGAUGAAGUCCUUCAGAGUGAUCUUUCAGUGCACUACUUACCAAAGCAUGUGGAUAGUACAGAAGGCAUCAUACAGAUUGAGACAGUGAAGCUAGCCCGCUCAGUUUUCAGCAAACUCCACGAGAUCUGCAGCAGCUGGGUGAAAGACUUUCCACUGCAAAGGAGGCCCUACCGCUAUUAUGAGACAUCCAUCCAUGCCAUCAAAAACAUGCGCAGGAAGAUGGAAGACAAGCAUGUCUGCAUUCCUGACUUCAACAUGCUCUUCAACCUUGAGGACCAAGAGGAGCAAGCAUAUUUUGCAGUAUUUGAUGGUCAUGGAGGGGUGGAUGCUGCCAUCUAUGCCUCCAUCCAUCUCCAUGUGAAUUUGGUACAUCAGGAGAUGUUUCAACAUGACCCAGCGGAGGCACUUUGUAGAGCAUUCCGGGUGACAGAUGAACGCUUUGUUCAGAAAGCAGCCAGAGAGAGCCUACGGUGUGGCACCACUGGUGUGGUAACAUUCAUCCGAGGAAAUAUGCUGCAUGUAGCUUGGCUUGGUGACUCCCAGGUGAUGCUUGUGAGACAGGGCCAAGCUGUGGAACUAAUGAAGCCUCAUAAACCGGAUAGAGAGGAUGAGAAGAAGCGUAUUGAGGCCCUUGGAGGCUGCGUGGUCUGGUUUGGGGCCUGGAGAGUGAAUGGGAGUUUGUCCGUCUCCAGAUCUAUUGGGGAUGCUGAGCACAAGCCAUAUAUUUGUGGAGAUGCAGACUCCGCCUCCACUGUACUGGAUGGGUCUGAAGACUACCUCAUUUUAGCCUGCGAUGGCUUCUAUGACACAGUAAAUCCUGAUGAGGCAGUGAAGGUGGUGGCUGACCACCUGAAGGAGAAUAAUGGAGAUAGCAGCAUGGUGGCACACAAAUUAGUGGCAUCAGCACGGGAUGCUGGCUCCAGCGACAACAUCACUGUCAUUGUGGUAUUUCUCAGGGACAUGAAUACAGCAGUAAAUGUUAGUGAGGACUCAGACUGGACAGAGAACUCUUUUCAAGGAGGACAAGAAGAUAGUGGGGAAGAUAAAGAAAACCAUGGAGAUUGCAAACGGCCAUGGCCUCAACACCAGUGCUCAGCGCCUGCAGAUCUAGGGUAUGAUGGGCGAGUGGAUUCCUUCACUGAUAGAACUAGCUUGAGCAUAGGGUCCAAAAUUAACCUGUUUGAAGACCAACGCUAUUUAGACCUGAUGAAAACAGAAGCAAGCCAACCUCAGAAUGCCAAACAUUUGUUACCAGUUCAAGUGUUUAGCCCUGGCCUACCAAAGGGAGUCAAUAUGGUUAACGGCUCAACUGUAAAGAAUGAAUCUCCAAAAAGCACCGCAUCUUCAGUGUCUGGACUGACAAAUCCAAGGGGAUAUUCUGCUUCUCUCAGUUUGAGUUCCACAGGGCAGCACAUUUACAAAAUGGAGGGUUUAUCUCCACACUUUUCUGGAUUGGAAAAGGAACAAUUCAGAUCCUUGGGGAAAAGAGUCUCUGCUUUCUCUCAUUUCCACUUCUAUAAUGCAAAGAGGCGAUGUGGAGCCAGGCUCAAACCAAAGUUUCACACACAUCUCUUUGCUCACAAACCUUCCCAUAUGGAAGGAUUAGGUCCAUCCUUACCUGUCCGAAGUGGCAGUAAAAUUAGGAUGUUGGUAAGAAGUUCUCUGUGGUGGAGGAUGAAUAGUCACAAAGUUUAUGGUGAGAAUAUGCUCUUGAGUCGAAGACAGAGUAAUUGUACACCAGAUCCAUACCUUUAUCAGAGCUGCAAAAUAUAACCAUCCUCCUUGUAUCCCCCCUUUAGGCAACUAGUUUAGUCAAUCCCAGAAUAAAAAUGGCAUCAAAAGGUGAGCAUUUCAGAACUGUUAUGGUUCCCUGUAAAACUCAGCUCAGAUGUAAAUAGACCAAGGAAUUAAAAAAAAUAGUUUGUCACAAUAAAACUGCUGGUGGUGCCACUCUAAGUACACCCCCACAAACACAUGCACGUAAGUAUCUAUAUUCUCAUUCACUAGACAAGCUGGUUAGUUGGCUCAGGUGAAUAGACACAGUUAGAAACCAUUGAAAAAAAUGCAGCUGAGAAUAAAGUUGAACCUGCCUGAGAUACGUCUAUGGAGCAAUAUUUUUAGAAAGCUAUCCUGUUUUAGAAUGCCGAAUUUUGUAAAGGGUGGGGGGAGAGUUUCCAUAGAAGUCCAGGUGGUGUUUUUUUCUUAUUUUCCUUUGUUUUAGACUAAUAUUAAGAGAAAUCUAUAGAAAACCAUCCACUUUGCAGGUAAAAGACUAAAAGCCAUACAGGGUAUUAACAGGUAAUUUAGGAAUGGAGAGACUCAUGCUGUAAAAUCUACUCUGUUCUCAGACUCAGAUUAAGGUACAUACAAUUAAUUUAGCUAUUAUUUCCUGUAACAUAUAAUGUGGAAUAUGAAAAAAAGUGUUUUUGUAUUUUUUAAAAAAAUAUUCCCCGUGGCUAGAUAUAUAGUAUGUGGGGAUUUCAUAAUUUUUUGGUGCUUUUAGUGGCAUUUUUAUUUGUCAGUUUAGGAGGCUGUUGUCAACUGGCUUUAAUCUAACAGAACUGUGGUUAAUUGCUAGGAGAACAUCAUCACACCUUCAUCUCAGGUGUUGAAAGAAACUGAAUCUGAGAUGCUGUCCAGGUACAAUAUGCUGUCACUAAACUGAUCAAACUGUAGAACUACUUGUUAAGAAUAAUAAACAAUUUGAUCAGGAUUUUGUUUUAGGUUAGUUUCUAGACUGCAAGGGCAUAAUUUAAAAUAAAGUGGAAGUUUUUAGGGAUGAUAAUAUGCUGGAGUGAGUGUGACACUACUACUGAAUUCUUGUUAUUCCCGAUAGAUUCAGAAAAUGGAUGUGAGACUGCUAUAUUAACCCGAAGUGAAUGGAAAUGCUGUGGAUGUAGAUGAUUGAGGGUGGUUGCUUUGCUUAGCUGAGAUCAUAAAACGCACUGACAAUCCCAGAGCUCUGCUCCAACAAAUUUAGAUUUGCAGAGAAAGAUGAAAAAUGUGGGUUGCCCAUUUGCUUAUCCCAUUAUUUAAAAAAAACAAAAACCCAACUAAUCUAUCCUUGAGAUGAUGUCUUACUCUUAAAGGAAUAGUUAAUUAGAACACAAAAGUAAUUUAAAACUGUUCCAGUUGAAUGUAUCAGACAACAUAUUAGGCCUCCUGCCACGAUUAUUUGCCACAAUAACUAAGUAUGGGAAUACUCAUUUGGCACUGGUAUGAAUAUAAAAUGUAAUUCUCCAACGGCAUUUAAUUUUAGCAUGAUUUAAUAUACCACUCAGUCUUAGCAGUAACACUUUAAAAAUCAGCCUUACAGUUAGCUAGAAUUUGUUAAAAUAUUUAAAUAAGUAGUCAGGAGAGUCUAAAUUAUUUGAAACCAUAAGACUUGAACUUUACUGAUCUCAGCUUGCUCUUUGAGUCAGUCUUUUAAAAGUCGUUUGAUGAAAUAGUAAAAGGCUGUAAGCAAACAGGAGUUGAAGUGUGGUUUUAGAUUCCUGUAAUUAUUUUGCAGUUUUUUUAAACCACAAAUAUAAUUGAGUCAUUGGUUCUUACAUCUGUCAUCUUACAAAGCCUUAGAUGUUGUUAACAUUCUCUUCAGAUGUAUUGUAUGUUUCUAAUCAAAUUUACUAAGGAAAUUGAGAAACCACCGAAUACUAAAGUAUGCAAUUUUGGGCAUCUUGCUGUUGCCUUUUCAUUGUUUAAACUUCUCACACUAAUAGAGAAGAUGCAUUGAAAGUCUCUUCUGUUUGAUAGUUGUACUUUUACUGGAAGGUGAUGUAAGUGCAAUUCUUUGUCUAAGUAAAUAUGUCAAGAUAAAGUUAUGGAUGAUAGAACUCCCCAAUGUGCAAGACUGGUUGAAAAAUACUGGAGUGAGUGUAUGCUCUCUUGUCAAGAGUGUAGUUCUUUAGGUGUGGAUUCAUAAAUGAUCAUUCUGCUUCUCAGACCAUUUAGGAGGGAAAUUGCCAUCACAGUUCCUGCGUGGUCCAGUGCAAAAUAUUGUAUAAAUAGCAAGUGUUCAUUUUUUCACUAUAUUCAUGUAGAGUAGAUAGGAACCAUUUGUAAGGUAAGUCUUUUAAACUUCUAUAAUACAUAUAAAAGUAGUGGUUAUUGGUCUGAUAUAUGCUGCUCUUGAUUCUACACACUAGACAAAAGAGCAGUGCUUUGUGAAAUGCAAUGUUUUCUCUUAAUGCCACUGGUGAUAGGAAGUAGUUCUCUUCAGUUCAAAAUCCUGUGCCCUUAUUUGCUGCUUGCUAAUGUAAGCAAUAAGUUCCCCUCUAACUAAUGGUAUUUAAAUGUUCUGUAUCUUGUAUUUUGGUCGUCUAUCUGGUGAUAAUGUAAAAAAAAAAAAAAUUAGACAAAUAUAAAAGUAUCUCUAUAAAUGUAUUUAUUAACUGUUAAUUCUAAGAUUCAGUCUGACACUUGUGUUUUGUAACUUUAUUGUGUAUCUUAGUAGUGGUGAAAUUUGUAUAACCUUUCCAAUAAAGAGCUGAAGUAUCCCUUUUUCAAG